This is a messenger RNA of Amorphotheca resinae ATCC 22711, 1134 nucleotides long. RefSeq lists its product as hypothetical. The transcript has 2 exons. NCBI's taxonomy places the organism in Eukaryota, Fungi, Ascomycota, Leotiomycetes, Helotiales, Amorphothecaceae. Gene Ontology annotation, biological process: glycine biosynthetic process; L-threonine catabolic process. The coding region runs from base 1 to 1134 and encodes 377 amino acids. The record is from RefSeq and is a predicted model, not a curated record. Gene Ontology annotation, molecular function: L-allo-threonine aldolase activity. Gene Ontology annotation, cellular component: cytosol.
AUGGCUGAAUCCCACAAGCCGCAGAACGCAUGGUCAGGCCCCGGGCCAGCUGCUUUCGAUUUCCGCAGCGAUGUCGUGACGACCCCAACGCCAUCCAUGCUCGCAGCGAUCCAAAACACCACCCUCCUCGACGACGUCUUCAAGGAGGACCCCACGACCAACGACCUCGAAUCCUACCUCGCGUCUCGCACGGCGCACGAGGCCGCCCUGUUCGUCCUCUCCGGCACCAUGGGCAACCAGCUCGCGAUCCGCGCCCACCUAACACAGCCACCACACUCAGUGCUCUGCGACUAUCGCGCACAUAUCCUCGAGUGGGAAGCGGGCGGCGUGGCGGCGCUGUGCGGCGCGCUCGUCAAGGGCGUGGUGCCGAGCAACGGCGUCUACCUGACGCUCGAGGACAUCAUGAAGAACGUCGUGCUGGGUGAGGACAUCCACUCGUGUCCGACGAAGCUCAUCUCGCUGGAGAACACGCUGGGCGGGACCAUCAUGCCGCUGGCGGAGGUGAAGAGGGUCGCGGCGUUUGCGAGGGAGCAUGGCAUCAAGCUGCAUUUGGACGGGGCGCGCAUCUGGGAGGCGGUCGUGGCGGGCGCGGGCAGCCUGCCGGAUUACACGAGGGAGUUUGAUAGUGUGAGCUUGUGCUUCUCGAAGGGGCUGGGGGCGCCUGUUGGGAGUAUUCUGGUCGGGAGUAAGGAGCUCAUUAAGCGGGCUACCUGGAUUAGGAAGAGUAUCGGCGGGGGCUUGCGACAGCCUGGUGUCGUAACUGCGGCGGCGCGCGUAGCGGUCGAUGAGACAUUCGGAAAGGGACCGAACGGCGAGGGAGGUCUCUUGAAACAGACGCACAUCACAGCCAAGAAGAUCGCACAGGCCUGGACUGACCUCGGGGGAAAGCUCGACAAGCCGACGGAGACGAACAUGGUAUGGUUCAAUCUCACAGACGUGGGCAUUGACGACGAAGUGUUCUCGGAGCUGGCAAAAGCGAAAGGUCUCAAGCUCUCGGGAGGCAGAUUGGUGGUGCAUUAUCAAAUCAGCGAUGAGGCUGUGAGUAGGCUAGAGGAGUUGAUGAAAGAGGUCUUGCAGAAGAAGGGCACGACGGUCCGGAAACAGAAGGUGGGCGAGAAGACUUAUGGUACAUGA